UGAAUUCACACUGCACUGUCAUCCCGCACCUGUCACCAAAUAUCAGUGGUGAGGAACAUGUGCCUAGGCCCUAAGGCUUUAGCUGCAAAAUAUUAUACCUUAAUGCAAAAAACUAAUAUAAAAUGCAAAAAACACUUUGCCAGGAUUCACCCAACGCGAUAAAGCAGCAAAUAAUAAAAAAGAUGAAUGCUAACAUGUUACACUCACUUUUUUGUUAAUAAAAUAGCUUAAAGUCUCAAUUUAAACUGUCCAAGCAAUCUUGGCAGGUGACAGCGGUGUCUACAGCGAAAUUCAAUAGUUUCCACUUUUUGCAGGAACAUCUUCGGAAGUAGCUCGCAAUUUCUACUGGCUUUGCAAAGUGUCAUGGUCUGAAUUUCAAGAAUCAUAAUAUAAAAAGCAGAUGUUUAGUUGAUUCAAUAACAGCGAUCAAAAACUGAGAGAGACGUCUAUUCUCAAUUCUCACGUGCCCAGUUGCUUGAUAACGAAUAAACCAUCGUCUCUGUGUGCCAUAGCUUUGGUUUUUUACGUUCAGCAAAUCACUUUUUCUCAAAGACUUUUUUGAACGACCAGCAUAGAUUGGGCGUGUCAUCUAAAAAAGGCAAAUGUAAAUAAUUUUGCAGCCUUAUAACAAAAACCAGAGUUUAAGCAGGUAACUGUCUGUUGACUGCUGAGUAGAUCCGUUUAGAAUGAUGCAUCGCUCAGACGUUUCAAACAUGAGAGGCAUUUCUUAUCAUUUUUCUCUCGCUGCCAUCACAAAGCAUUAAUGAAAGCGGCAUCCAGUGACGGCUGUAUAGAAGAUGUGCUCACAUUUGAAACUGCCAUUAGACAAGACCUCCAAAGACAACGUUAUUGCACUGCUUGUACUGGACGUUGUUCCGGGGAUUUUGACAGUCAUUGGAAACCUGCUCUUCUUGACAACUCUUAUAAAAACAACAUCGCUUCACAAACCGUCCAAUGUUAUCAUUGCUGGACUGUGCGUGAGUGAUUUGCUAGUUGGUUUCGUAGUCAGGCCUCUUUAUGCAUCAUUUCUAUAUUUGCUUUUAAAGGGCAAAGAACAUGAAACUUUAAAGUUUGCUUUCAACAAGGCACUGUUCUUUUGCGCUGGCCUGUCGUUUUGCUUUGCAACACUUCUCAGCCUAGAAAGAUACGUAGCUGUUUGUAACCCAUUCACAUACAGACGGAAAGUUACUUUCAAAAGGCAGUUGUACACAACUAUAUUUCUUGGAUUCAUAUGGCUAGUCUAUGCAUCACUCAAUAUGUACCCGCCGAUUUCUGUAAGUGCCCUUUAUAACAUCAUGACCAUUUGCUGUUUGAUCGUCUGUGUUUUAGUGGUACUUCUUACGUAUUUUGAAAUUUACUGCCAAAUCUCAAAUCAACGGAAGCAACGAGCAGCCCUUGGAAUAACCAGCAUCAACAAAGCUGUUCGACAAAGACGGGAAAGAUCAACAACUUUCAUGAUUGGAAUGGUAUUGGCUUGCUUCCUGCUCUGUUACACCCCAUUGCUUGUAAUGUUGGGAUACUUUGCUCAAAAAGGGAACUCCUGCUGGAACGACGAUGUAAAUUUUCAGUUUAGCCUGUGGGUGAACUUUCUUCUGCUUACUAAUAGCUGCAUAAAUCCUAUAAUCUACUGUACGAAAAGUUCAGAUAUACGCCGAGCUGCAACAAACUUGAUUUUUCGAUAGAAAGAUACUAAUACGAGAAAUGAUUUGUGGUCGUAACCUGAAAAGCAGAAGAAAUUUCAACAAAGACAUAUUUAUUGCAAUAUUGGCCAAAAGAAUCGCAAAAGAUCAGAUUAUCACAAGUCAUAGCCUUUCAUUGCUGCUGGAUUCAUUUUAGGCCUGUUAGGGACCCUGCUAGCAUGUUUUGUGGGUAUAACUUUUGACAGUACGAGGAGCAAGCUCCAGGAAUAAUGAUUUUAAAAUGAAGCAGUAGAGCUUUAAGAAAUCCCUGAAAAUCUUCAAUUUUUUCUGAUUAGAUUUGUUUUGAAAUCGUUGUUUUAAGAAACAUAUUUUGAGAAAAAUAGUAGAAACUACUCGGAAUACUUUCAUGUUGAUAAGAUUUUCCAACACAUGCAAAAUAAAAAGUGUUAUUCAUUACUGGUUUCUGCAAUGCAAUGAAAUAACAUGUUUAAUCAAGUUUCUAACUUACGAUUAGAUCUGGAAAUUGAUUUGUUAGAGUAAAUAAUAUAAUGAUAUAUUUGCAGAAUAAAGCAAAUUGCCUCAAUAUUAAGGGCUGUUUCAUUCAAAGGUGUUCACUAUUUGAUGACAGGUGUUAAAAUCGUUUUUAUUGCCAAUUUUACGGAAAUGCUCUUGAAGAUUUAGGAUAUAGACAAUAAAGGAACUAAUAUUUGCAUGAACCUUAGAUUAGUAUUUUUUACCAAUAGGAC
Molecule: messenger RNA, 2386 nt
Organism: Rhopilema esculentum
Lineage: Eukaryota; Metazoa; Cnidaria; Scyphozoa; Rhizostomeae; Rhizostomatidae
Product: 5-hydroxytryptamine receptor 1B-like
Biological process (GO): G protein-coupled receptor signaling pathway
Cellular component (GO): membrane
Molecular function (GO): G protein-coupled receptor activity
Source: RefSeq, a predicted model, not a curated record